AGACUCUUUUUACUGUUAAUUCUUUCUUGGGAACGUUGGGUUUUGCGAAUCAAGAACAAGAGCAAGAAAAAGUCAAAUCUUUAUUCGUGUCGUGGAUUUCUUCACAUACUGUGGCGAUCUUUCCCUUGUGUGGUGCGCCCAUCUAUAAAGAUUUGAGUUACGUCGCCAUUUCCAACUUACGUCGGCUUUCAUUUGAAAUUUUGUCGACAUUAACAAGCCUAAAAUGGGCGACCCUGCAUUAGCCCGUUCAAGCCAUGCUACAACAUUGCGACAAAAAUUUGAAUUGGAGAAACGCCAUCUUUCUUAUGCCGACCUUCAUUGUGAAGUGGUGAAGAAUCCACCUAAUAUGGCUGCUGCAUCACCUUCAAACUGUAGCCAAAAGCAGCCUGUUGGAAGCAGAGAAAUGGAGAAGGAUGAGAUCGUUAGAAAUAUGUCGAAUUUGCCAAGUUUUCUCGAGAGCGGAAAGGCGACCCCAGAUAGAGCUCUAAGUUUUGGAGUUAUGGAUUGGGGGAGAUUACAGAAUUGGAAAUAUCAGAAUCUUAAACAGGGGUCUGUUAGAAGAAACAAAUGCUCACCUUCUAGCAGCAAUUGUUCUCCAUUGGUUUCAUCUUCCCAAGUGAGCAAAGGUCAAAGAGGUUCUCCUGCUCAUCAGAAGUCUCAUUUUAUCGUGCUUCCUGACGAAAUCCCUUCACCUCUCGCCCGCCGGUCGGAAACCAAGCUAAAAGAUUGCAAAAUCUAUAUUUCUUGCCCACCCAAGCUUCCAGAAGCUGAAUCAGCCAUUGAUAUGGGAACUUAUCAGAAAAAGUCAUCAUCUUUGAAGGGAAAGAUGAAGAUCCAAGAUGAGGGAGUAGAUGGAUCAGGGAAUUUUUAUGGAAAUAGUGAAACAAAUGCAAAAGAUUCAGUGGGAGUUGAUCACAGGAUCUCAUCUGAAAACAUCCAUUCAUAUAUGAAUAAAAACACUCUGAGUUCAUACCCACUUCUUGUAGAACAUGAUUCUGCAAGAAAUCCAAGUAGUGCUUCCAGGUUAGAAGAAAAAAGAUCAUCUGUUUCUUCCAAGAAUUCAGAUAUGAAUAUGAGUACUACUGUUGCUAGCAAGCAGCGAAAUAUGUCCCCAAUUCGUCGCUUUAGCUUUGGCCUGAGCUCUAAAUCUGCGUCCUCUACGACCACCAGAAAAAGGGGCGACUCUCCAGUUUCUAGAAAAUCAACAGCCGAUAAUUCAUCUGUCUCAAACCGCUCUCAAUCAAGUCCCUUAAGAAGGUUAUUGGAACCAUUGUUCCCAUCAAAGGCAGCUAAUCCCCGUCAAUCUACUGAUCGGUGUCAUCAGGAUCCAAAACUAAAAGUAAAAACAAAGCUGGAUUUGCGAAGCUGUAGUGAUAAUUCAAAUAUGAAUGACACGGCUGAAUCAACAUCAAGAACACAAGCUCUUUUUGAGACAGUGGUCAAGAAUGGCCGUCAAAUGUUCACAUUUGCCGUUGAAAACGACAAAAAAAUACUUGCGGCCACAGUGCGGGAUUUAAGUUCUUCUGGGAAAGAUAACAACAACCGCUGGAUCUAUUCUUUCUUCACCAUCAAUGAGAUCAAGGAAAAGAAAGGGGGUUUGUUUUCUCAGACCAGAAAAGACAAAGCUCAAGGCUAUGUCUCAAAUAUAGUAGCUCAAAUGAAUGUUUCAAAUCGUUCGAUUUCUAGUUGUAACACUCGGGAGUUCUCCUUGUUUCAUGUGGAUUCAAAUGGCCAGUCACAUGCUGAGGUAGCAGCCAUUGUUGUGAAGUUUUCAGAAAAUGUUGAUGAAAAAGAAGAUGAUCAAGAAAUCUUUAACAUGACGGUUAUUCUACCUGGCGGCAAUCAUGGUGUAUCGAGUAAAGGAAAACCACCAUCACCGCUGAUUCAGCGGUGGCUAUCUGGUGGUGUAUGUGACUGUGGAGGCUGGGAUUUGGGGUGCAGAUUAAGAACUCUCAUAAACCAGGUGCAAUCUAGUGGAAGAUCAAACUCAACUAGUGGCCAGUUUGAGCUUUUCUUUCAGGGAGAUGUUAUAACCCAGAGACGGUUCUUCAGGCUUUGCAUAGUAAAGGAAGGGAUGUUUUCGGUGGAGUAUAAUUCGUGUCUUUCGAGUCUAGAAGUGUUCUCGAUCUGUAUAUCCGUCGUUGAGUGCAGAAAGUCUUGUGAGCAUACGGAAUCAAGAACGUACGUCGCGAAACAAGUAGAAGACGAUCGAAAUCCGGUAAGUUUUGCUUCGUUUCCACCUAUGUCGCCUGUUGGAAGGGUUUAGAAGUGUUGUUUAUAAGUGUAGUGAAAUAGCAAAAUAGGUAGUUUUUGUAGGUAUCAAAUGUCCCACAAACUAUUGCAUUCUAUGAUAACAUA
This is a messenger RNA of Cynara cardunculus var. scolymus (artichoke), 2358 nucleotides long. RefSeq lists its product as uncharacterized. The transcript is spliced from 3 exons. Lineage: Eukaryota; Viridiplantae; Streptophyta; Magnoliopsida; Asterales; Asteraceae. The coding region runs from base 224 to 2266 and encodes 680 amino acids. The record is from RefSeq and is a predicted model, not a curated record.